CUUCUGUCAACAUGGCCACAGGGCUUCUCAUUCUCUGGCUGGCGAUGGGACUCGGGUGGCUUUUUCCGACACCUACAUCAGCGGAGCGCACGGUGACGGGCACACUGGGCCAGGCGGUGAUCCUGCCUUGUGUUUAUUCAUCAUGGUCUCAGAGCCGCAACAGCAUGUGCUGGGGGAAAGGCCCCUGCCCCAAGUCCAAGUGCACCCAGGAGCUCCUCCACACGGACGGGGCCAGAGUGAUCGCAGGGAAGUUGGACAAAUACCAGCUCCAGGGAGACAUCCAGAAAGGCGACAUCUCCCUGACCAUCGCCAAAGCCGAGGAAGGGGAUGCAGGCGUGUACUGCUGCCGCAUCGAGGUGCCCGGCUGGUUCAACGACGUGAAGAGGAACAUCCGCCUGCUGCUCAGGAGAGCCCCCAAACCCAAGGUCCCAACGACAACAAGUCCAACAACCACCCCUCGCCCAACCACCGCCCUUCACCUGACGACCACCACCGAGGGGCCUCCGACCGCAGUCAUGGCCACAUCUGCUCUCACAACCAGAGCACCGCCGCAGACCAGCGCUUCCCCCGUCCUCCCAACCGCGGGGACCACGUGCCCCGCGCCCAGCUCCAGUCCCCUCCCACAGCCAUCCACACCCCUCAGCACUGAGACCUCCACCGGCCCGUCCACCGCAGCUGCAGAAUCAGAGACCUCUCUUCAAUCCACCAACUCCCCCGGAGCCACAGAGGCCCCUCCUGCAGACUCUGCCUUGCCCAUGUCCAAAGGGAUGGAAGGCUGGGUUCUCUGGUCCCAAUCCCCCGCCAUGAAAAGGGGAAGGAAAGACAUGGAGCCGUCUAGGUCUGGAGAUCAGAAGAAAAACACUGGGCACAGUAAUGGCGAAUCAAAUCAGGUCAGCGUCCCCCUGAUCAUUGCCUCCACCAUGGGAUUUGUGCUGUUCCUGGCUUUCCUCUUGGCAUUUCUCCUGCGAGGAAAAUUGACGAAAACCAACUGUUUGCAGAAACACAAGAGCUUAUCAGUGGAGAUGGGAGUCUCACGGACUUUUUACCCCACUUGGCAUCGAAGCAUGCAUUCUCCAGAUCUUUGCCUCCCAAGCUGGGCUUACAGGUGUGAGCUGCCAAGCCUGGCUGGAGACAGGCUGGACACCACUGGAGAAAGCAAAACGGUGCUAGAUGACUUGCAACAUGGCGGAGACGACGAAGAGGGACUCUUCACCCUCUAACUCUCAACUUCUCUCAGGACUCUCAACAUCUCUCCCGACUGGGCACGGGGGAUGACACCCCAGGGUCCAAAUAGGUCCCAGCAUGGUUUCAUUUUUGUUGGGUUCAUUUUUCAUUUUGAACGUGCCAUCUUUUCCAUGGA
This is a messenger RNA of Dipodomys spectabilis (banner-tailed kangaroo rat), 1360 nucleotides long. RefSeq names its product T cell immunoglobulin and mucin domain containing 4 (gene Timd4). Bases 12 to 1220 code for a protein of 402 amino acids. The record is from RefSeq and is a predicted model, not a curated record. The transcript has 10 exons. Lineage: Eukaryota; Metazoa; Chordata; Mammalia; Rodentia; Heteromyidae.